AGGAAAUCUUCGCACUACCACCACAAAUGUAGAUUGUGAGCACGCUAUAAUAUCUAGCGUUUCCCAUUAAUUGGCCCACCAAUUUCCUCUAUUUCAAAUGUUUCAAGCAUUUAAACAUAGAAAAUCCAGAUCAAAUCAAUGAAUCAAGCGACUUUAAUAUCAACCAAAGAGACAGAUAUCAUCUAAACCUUAGGAAAGCAAAUAAAAAUCUUCUGCAAAUUACAGCACCAAUAUCCAGUUUUGGGCUAGGAAAAUGGUUGCUGCAUUUACUUCCAUCAGCCCACACCCAUCAUUUUCGUCUCUAUAUCACAAGUUUCACCCUUCUCUUCUAGCCUAUAGUUUGAACUCAAGCAUUGAAUCUACUAACUUAUCCAACAGAGGGAGAAACUCAAGCACCUAUGGACCCUUGAGAAUUCAAAAUGCAGCAACCAAGCCGGCAAAGUCGCCAGCUGAAGAAGACUGGAAGACAAAACGGCAAGUUCUGCUGGAGAAAAAGGUAAGAAGUGUUGAUGUAAAGGAAGCAUUGCGACUUCAAAAAGAAAAUAACUUCGUCAUUCUUGAUGUACGUCCAGAGGCAGAGUUCAAGGAGGCUCAUCCAGCAGGUGCUAUUAAUGUGCAAAUAUACAGGCUUAUAAAGGAAUGGACAGCGUGGGACAUUGCUAGGAGGGCUGCAUUUGCGUUCUUUGGCAUCUUCCAAGGAACAGAAGAGAACCCUGAGUUUAUACAAAGUAAGAUAUGUAGGAUGUUGUAUUCCUCUACCCUGGUUCCACUAAAUCUCUCUCUCUGUCUUGGUUCUUGUUCUUGUUCUUUUUCUUGCCAACCACAAAAUCAUUUACUAAGUCGACAACUUGCACAAUCAGGUGUAGAGUCAAAACUAGAUAAGGAUGCUAAGAUUAUAGUAGCUUGUUCAGCUGGAGGAACAACAAGGCCAACACAAAAUCUUCCAGAAGGACAGCAGUCGAGGUCAUUUAUAGCUGCUUACUUGUUGGUGCUCAAUGGCUAUAAGAAUGUUUAUCACUUGGAUGGAGGAAUCUACCAGUGGUUUAAAGAAGGCCUGCCAUCAGAAUCUGAAGAGUGAAGUUCAGUUGUAGAGAUGCUUUUGGAUAACAUCAAGGUAGAUUUAAUGAACAGUACACUGUCUCCUUAACAGAACUGCAAUGUAAAUGGUUUCAGAAAUCAAUUGCCUGCAAGUCCUCAACUUUUUUAUUUUCUAAAA
Molecule: messenger RNA, 1216 nt
Organism: Salvia miltiorrhiza (redroot sage)
Lineage: Eukaryota; Viridiplantae; Streptophyta; Magnoliopsida; Lamiales; Lamiaceae
Product: rhodanese-like domain-containing protein 14, chloroplastic
Exons: 5
Coding region: 254-1078 (274 amino acids)
Cellular component (GO): chloroplast
Source: RefSeq, a predicted model, not a curated record